Molecule: messenger RNA, 1419 nt
Organism: Oncorhynchus kisutch (coho salmon)
Lineage: Eukaryota; Metazoa; Chordata; Actinopteri; Salmoniformes; Salmonidae
Product: protein 4.1-like
Exons: 9
Coding region: 118-1419 (433 amino acids)
Biological process (GO): actomyosin structure organization
Cellular component (GO): plasma membrane; cytoskeleton
Source: RefSeq, a predicted model, not a curated record
UUUUUUAAACAUAGCCCGGAUAAUAACACACAUGGAAUUGCCACUCUGUUUAUCCAAUGCGUGAAAGUAAUAGGCAACCAACCGUCGAUAUUCACUGAGGAGUAUUUCUUUAUUUUCAUGAAAUAUAUAGAAAAAGCUGUUGCCAUGACGACAGACGAGGCGACAGAGCGACAGCAGCAAAAGAAGCCCAGCCAGCAGGAGGCAGAGCAGCAUCAGGCCACGCCCCCUGACCACGGGCCCUCUGAGUCCCAGGCUUCCAGCACUCCCGUCACCUCGCCCCUAAGCCCCGGCUCGCCCUCCUCACCCCAGGAGGAGGUGCAGCUGAGACCCCGCCAGCGCACCUCGGCCGACCGUGGCCUCUCGCGACUCUUCUCCUCUUUCCUGAAGAGGAGGUCUCAGUGCGAGGGGGACGGGGGAGAGAAGGGGGAGAAAGGAGGGGACGGGGGAGAAGCCAAGGCGCCAAUCGCUGACUGUGAGCCGGAGCUCAGGAUCGAGGGGGAUCAGAACCUCGACCUGCACUCACUCAGCAGCAACGAGGCUCAGCCUGUCCAGGUAGACCAGAAGGAAGACCCUGAGAAAGACUCGGAGGACGAGGGGGGAGAGAAAGACAAGGAGAAAAGAGAAGAGGACAGUGCCCAGGAGAAGGAGAAAAAGGAGGAGGACCCUGAGGGAGAGGGAGAAGGAAGAGAGGGCGAGGACGGGGAGGGAGAGAAAGGGUUAAAGGAGAAGAUAGCAGAAGAAGACGCUCAACCUCCUAAGCCUCCCCGUCGACCCAGGAUCAUGCAAAUUAAAGUUACACUCCUGGAUGACACUCUGUAUGAGUGUGAGCUGGAUAAACAUGCCAAAGGUGUGGAGCUGUUCACCAAGGUGUGUGACCACCUCAACCUGCUGGAGAGAGACUACUACGGCCUGGCCAUCUGGGAGUCGCCCUCCAUGAAGACCUGGAUGGAUUUCACCAAGGAGAUCCGCAGGCAGGUUCAAGGUGCAAAGUUAGACAAGAUCUGUGCAGACGCACAAUCAUGUACAGGCACCAAUUAUGACUUCACCUUCAAUGUGAAGUUCUAUCCUCCUGACCCAGCCCAGCUUUCUGAAGACAUCACCAGGUACUACCUGUGUCUCCAGCUACGUAAGGACAUCCUGGGGGGCCGUCUACCCUGCUCCUUUGUCACGCUGGCCCUUCUGGGUUCCUACGCACUGCAGUCCGAGCUGGGGGAGUACGACCCAGAGACACACGCACCAGACUACGCCAAGGACCUGAGGCUGGCCCCGGGACAAACCAAGGAGCUGGAGAAGAAAGUCAUGGAGCUGCAUAAGACAUACAGGUUGAUGAGUCCAGCACAAGCAGACAUGGCCUUUCUGGAGAACGCCAAGAAACUAGCCAUGUACGGAGUGGACCUGCACCAGGCCAAGGUAACGUAG